CCCCAGGGGAUUCCAGCACAUCAAACAGAGUCCAAUCUUACGGGGCCAGGGCAAAAAGAGAAGUCUUUUCCAAGACGUAAAUUACAAGAAGACACGGAGCUAAACACCAGCAUCUCCAUAUACUUGCUGGGUGUUAAUUUAAAAACAACAACAACAACAAAAACCUAGAUGUUCCACACAGAAAACUGAGGCUGCACAUUUCAUAAAGCGAAAAGGGGGCGGAGCCUGGCGGCCUCGCCCCGCCCCUUCCCGGGAGCCGCUCCGUCUGCUGCAGCAACGGGGCGGGGCUCCCGGGGCGGGGCCGCCUCCCGCGGGUCAGCUGAGCGGGCAGGGCGACCAAGUCCGGGAGCGGGGCAAGGCAGGCUGCCCUCUUCGCCCCGCGGGGACGCGCCGACAGGCCACACAAGAGGCGGGUAAGGAGCGCCGGGAGUCCCCGGGCUGGGGGCGCGCGCGUCGAAGGGCGUCUCUUGCUCGCUCGCUGCAGCCGCUCGGCGUGCGUGACGGGGCUCAGGUGGGCGCCGCCCUGUCGCAGAGCAGCCGCCUUCCCCCCAACUCGGACGGGAAGGGGCGCCCCGUCGAACUCGGGCGGCCAGGCGGCUUCAUCGUGGAGCGGGCGAGCGGAGGGCUGGCUGGCUGGCUGGCUGGCAGUUCCGCAUUCCUAUAGCCCCUCGCCUUCCCCGCCCCGCGGCUCAGCCUUCCCCGCCUCGGAGGACGGCUCUCUCCGCACGACGGCCUUCCUUCUCCGGCCGUCUGCCUGCCUGCCUCCGCGGCUCCUCGGGCGUCUCCGCCAACCCGGUCGAGCCGCUCGCCUUGUUUUUCCGGAACUGAUUUCCUCUGCUUUCGGGAAGUCAUUAUGUGGGCGGGGGAAGAGGAAGGGCUGCCCCCCCCCCCCGAGAUACGUGUGUGUGUGUGACACACGCGUGUGCGUGUGAAUGAGCUCGCUCUGCGUGUGCGCGCGCUCCAGGCGCUGAUGGGGAAGAGAAACCAGCGUUCUUUUCUGGCUCCCUGGAGCUGCUCCUCCUCCUCCCUCCUCUGGCUGGAGGAGCCCAUCAUGUGAUAGCGAUAAGGAAUCACAGGGUUUCUUUCAAUGGGGGCCUUCGGAGAGAUAGUAUUAGGCACGCACCGAUGUGUGGAUGGGCAUGUUGCGGACACCCGAGGCCGCGUAAUGCGUGGCAGCUCCUGCGGCGACACAUUUCCUGGAGUAGACGUGCUAAGGCAGCCACAUAGGCUUUAAACAGCAGCUCUUAAUGCUUCUCUGGCAGCAGUCUCUUGCGAUUUGGAGGAAUAUAGUUCAGGGCUGUAUACGCACAAUACAUUUAACGCCCAUGGCUUCCCUUAAAGAAUCCUUUGGAACUGUAGUUUUCCUCUAUGGGGCUACAAGUCCCAGCACCCUUAAACGGCAGUUCCCAUGAUUCUUUGGAAGAAGGCGUGUGCUUUAAAUAUAUGUUGUGUACUCUGCCCAGGCAGUUGCUCCUGCUUUUUUCUGGCUUCCUGUUCCUGCCUUCUGCCUUACCCCUCACCAGUGGGCAGCAGCGACUGCUGCAUGUCACUGGAAGAUGCAGUACUGGGUGGAGAGAUGAAAGGGAUGAAGGGCUAAAUGAAAAUACCAUUCUUGUGGUUAACCAUGCCUAUUGAAUGCAAUACCAGCUGUGCAUCUCUCCCCCCCCCCCACCCGCCCCUCUGCUGUAGGAGACAAGUGGCAGGGUGGGGAGGUUUUUAGUGAGUAAAGGAUGGAUGGCAGAAAGUUAGCCAGUCCCUUCUCCUCUUGUUCCUCUGUUCAAACUUGCAGCAUCCUGAAGCUGCUUUUGUUUUAAUAAGACAAAAUACACUGGAGUGGAGAAUUUCCUCCGGAGGCUUCCUCAUUUUAUGAAGAUGUGGUGAGAAGUUUUUGAAGCUGUGGCGUGAGUUCUUGCAGCUUUUGAAUGCUUGCAGAAGGGUAGUGACAAGUUGCUUGAAAAACUGGUAUGCAUCAAACUGCCACUGUCAAUGCAGUCUCCCUUCCUAAUAAAUAAUACAGGGUGGUUUUUAAAUCGUUUAUGGAUUGAAACUAAAUCUCAUUUGGGAACUAUGAAGCCAAAUGUUGGAAGAUUCAGGACAGAUAAAAGAAAAUACUUAUUCAUUCUGUACAUAGUCAAACUAUGGAACUCUUUCCUAUCAGUGGUCAGUGAUGGCCACCAACAUAAAGGUAAAGUGGUCCCUGACCAUUAGGUCCAGUCGUGGCCGACUCUGGGGUUGCAGCACUCAUCUCGCUUUAUUGGCCGAGGGAGUUGACGUACAGCUUCCGGGUCAUGUGGCCAGCAUGACUAAGCCGCUUCUGGAGAACCAGAGCAGCGCACGGAAACGCCGUUUACCUUCCUGCCAGAGCGGUACCUUUUUAUCUACUUGCACUUUGACGUGCUUUCGAACUGCUAGGUUGGCAGGAGCAGGCACCAAGCAAUGGGAGCUCACCCCGUUGUGGGGAUUCGAACCGCCAACCUUCUGAUCGGCAAAUCCUAGGCUUUGUAGUUUAACCCACAGCGCCACCCUCAUCCCCUUGGCCACCAACAUAGAUGGCUUUAAAAGAGGAUUUGACAAAUUCACGGGGGAGGGGGCUAUCAAUGGCUCUUAGCCAUGAUGGCUGUGUUCUGCCUCCACAGUUUGUGGCGGCAGUGUUUCUGAAUACCAGUUGUUGGAAACCACAGGAAGGGAGAGUGUCAUUGUGCUUGAAUUCUGCUUGCGGGUUUCCCAGAGACAUCUGGCCAGCCACUGUGAGAGCAUGAUGCUGGACUAGAUGGGCCUUUGGCCUGAUCCAGCAGGCUCUUCUUGUGUUCUUAACUACUUAGCAAGUAACCUCACAGAAUCAGUUGGAAGGGACCAGGAGGACCACUGAGUCCAGCCCCCUACAAUGCAGGAAUAUUUCACCCAACGUAGGGGUCGACCCACAACCCUGAGAUUAAGUCUCAUGCUCUACUGACUGAGCUAUCCUUGUUAUCUCAAGAAUGUAAAACAGAUGAGGUAUUGCUGACCGUGAGUCUAUAUCUUCAGUAGGGUCUGAAACAACAAAUGUUAUAAUUCAGUUAAAGACACUUCUUUUUCUUAAAGAAGGACAAAAGAAGGAUGAAAAUUGCCUAUGUAACACUCUUAUGUCUUCCAAGGUAUCUUGUGAAUGAUCUUAAAACUUGGAUUGCAUACAUCUAUAAAACAUCCCAGGAUCUGUCCAGUAUGAUGAACUGUUCUAAAAUAAAACUGGGCUUGUUGUACUUUUGGAUUGAACUGAUGGUGUGAACAUCUUUGAGAAAGCCUUUUAAGUGGCUGAGUUUACCAAUCUAUUAUUUUUCUUAGACUGCAGUUAUAUGAAAGAAAGAGCCUAAAUCUAGUACUGCAACUAUUUAAUUGCUUUUAAAUUCUCUGGCUCCUUGGAAGUCAUCUUUGAAAGUCCUAUCAAUUAUGCUUUGAAUCUAGUGGGGUGUGUAUCUUACCAUUGAUGGUACCUUACGGGUGCAGAGAAUUCUGGGAUGUUGUGCUCUGACCAUGGGGUUCCCAGUAAGAGAGGCAUUAACCACUAUGACCUUGUAGAGCAUGGGUCGGCAAACUAAGGCCCGCAGGUUGGAUCAGGCCCAAUUGCCCUCUGGAUCCGGCACGCGGACGGUCCUGGAAUCACUGCUUGGAUCGGCGUGAUCGUUCGGGCUGCGCCAUAUUUAUUUAUUUAUUGCAAUUUUUUGGGUGCGCCAUCCCCCCCCCACACACAUACACUGCAGUGGCGCUGCCUCCCUUCCACCUCCCUCCUCCUGGCUUCUCCCUGCCCUGCAGAGGAAGGGAGCUGGGCUUUGAGCAGCCAGCCAAUCCGAAGCCUUGCCGCCCGUGCGCUGGCCUCUCCAUCCAUGGCCGCUCUGUGAUGGCAGCAUUGUGGGGCUUCAGCUGGAGCUUGGCACGCCUGGCGUCCAGGAAAGCUGGCCCAGAAAGGAGAGGCACCGCCACCACUGCCGGCUCCCAACCGCAGGCAGAGCGGCAGAGGAGGUAGGAAAGCAGCGGGAGGGGAGGGGCUGGGGGAGAGAGAAAAGCCCCCCUCCAUCGUGUGUGUGCGCAUGCGUGCACGCAGUCCGGCCAAUGACAAGGUCUGAGGGGUGGUGAACCGGCCCCCUCCUAAAAAAGGUUGCUGUCCCCUGUUGUAGAGGAAUAACUGUCCCUACCCUCUAUUCCGAAUGUGUUUCUGUAGGAUGCUCCACCCUACUGCUUAGGGUUGCUAAUCGCUACUACUUUUGCAAAACAAUCUCAAAAGUUGGGCAACAGAGUAUCUUAAUCUCCCACACCCGCGUAGAUAUACUCCAGCAAGUUUCUUUUCACAGGAUAGUUAGGUGCACCACCCAGUCAUGCUAGUAACCAUAAAUCUCAGUGCAAGACUGUGGGACACUUCAGGCACCUUAAAGUCAAAUUGAAGAGGAAGUACCACCAGGUGUGUGAGAGAGGUGAUGUUGCAGUAAAAGGAACUGAAAGAGGAGUUAAAAAUAGAAUUGAGCUCUACAUCUUGAAAGUUGUCCCAUUGGAAACCAUUGGUAUUGCCCUGAACAUGGUCCUAAGCCUGGACUCCUGCUGGACUGGGCUGCCUUUCCACAGGGAUGGAUUUAGGGCAGUGCAACCAGUUCUGCUACACUGGACACCAAGCCUAGGGGGUGCCACAGGGCGUUGCAACUAUGAUGUAGUGAACUGAGAAGAAUGGAAGGUACUGAAUUUUGGCCUCACACAGGGAGUCGCUGAAAUUUGAAAGACCACAGCCCACUUCUGCUCUCUGUACCUGGCUUGAUGAUUCCAGACUAUUCCUGUUUGUCUCCUGAUCUUCUUGGAAUUCUUCCCAAGCUUGCUCUUCAUUAUCGUUACGUAUUUGUACCUGCUUUUCAGCAACAAGUCCUCAAAGUGGUUUACGAAUUACUGGUGGAGACCAUUUUAGGCAUGUCCAGUGGAUGCCUGAUUGCUGAUGUGUGGGUCCUUUUGGAUCUGGAAGAAGGCGGAAUGGGGGCAGGCUGGAACAGGGCAGGGUUGGGCACGCACAAGGAGUGGGAAUGGAACCCCUGCGCAAAAUGGUGGUGGCCUAUACAAGGUGGCUGACAGACGUGUUCUCAGUAAAAUUGUUUAUGAUCUCAGCCAGGGUGGGUUUUUAUGUAUAGAUCUUCUACCCUAGAGCAGAUGAUCACACUUCCAUGCCCUAUAAUUCAGUGGCCCCUUUACACAUUACAAGCAGUGUGGAGAGGUACUGUAGCUAUCCUGCUUGCCUCAGGAUCAUGUAGUACAUUGCUCUCAUGUUUGAGCACUGAUUGAGCACUGAAGCUUAUGUGCACAAACCUCUACAGGAGCUUAAACCCUGCACUCUCAGCUCUCGCAGAAGCUAAGGCCCAUAGAUAUCUACAAAUAUAGACUUUCCUCCGCAUUGCAUGGGAGAGUGCAUACCUUUCAUGCAAAAGAUCCCAAAUUAAGUCCCUAGCAUCUCCACAUAAAAUCCUAGUUUGAAACCCUGGAAGACGCUCAGUGUAGACUGAGUUAGAUGAACUAACAGUUUGAUUCUUCGUAAGGCAGAUUCCUGUGUCUCUACAGAAAUAGCACCAUUUCUGAUCUACUAUAGUCGUAUCUUGGUUCACAAACGCUUUCCGAGUCAAACAUUUUGCCUCCCAAACGCCAGAAACCUGGAAGUGAGUGUUCUGGUUUGUGAACAUUCUUUGGAACCCGAGCAUCCAGUGCGGCUUCUGAGGCUUCCAGUUGGCUGCAAGAGCUUCCUGCAACCAACCGGAAGCUGUGCCUUGGUUUCCGAACGUUUUGGAAGUCAAACAGACUUCCAGAAUGGAUUCCGCUCGACUUCUGAGGUACCACUGUACUUCCAUGUGUUUUCAAGAGAUUUGUGAUUUGAUGUACUCUCACGCCCUUUACAGCUAACGGGGAGUACAUGUUUUUUGUGCCUGUGUAUCAGUACCAGAAUGCAACACAGCAAUCUUUGCAUGACCGUGUGGGCCACUUCGCACCUCCAGUCCUCCUGCUGCUGCACCGCCAUGAGCUAAGCAGUGGUUUGGCUGAGUGUGUUGUCCAAAUCCUAGACGUUCAUGGUUUGUCUGCAGGAGACAAACCAUAAGUUCAGGUUCAGACAUCGCACUAAGCCAAACCAUGGUUUAACUCAUACCAUCAGGAGGACCAGUUCAGGAGUGCAGCAUCCAUGAUCUUCUCUGUGAAAACCUUCACUUGUGCACAUUCAUGCUAAGCCAUGGUUUGGCUUACCAUUACGUGCAAACCAGUUUUGUGCAUGAGAAGCUGGUUUGGCAAUUAACUGUGUCCUUAUCGUGGAGCUGUUUAUAUGAGAAAGUAAUUGCUAUUUCAUGCAACGUAGCAGAGAGUAGUUUCGAAGUAACUGUCUUUUAUAUACUUUCAUACAACGUAGCAAAAAGCUAUUUCAAAAUAACAGUUUGUGUUAAAACACUGGGAUAUCUUUAUGUUGAGAGAACAUUUAAAUGUUGGUCAGGACUCAGGAGGCUUUGUGAGAAUUCCUGGUGUAACAAUGGGAAAACGUGAGCAGAGGAAGUUCAGUCUUAUUGUUAUGAUCUGCAUUUAUUUGUAUGCUGCCUAUGCUCUCAUGACACAAAAUCAUAGAACUGUGAAAAAGUUACAUAAUUCACUAAGUUACAAAAUAUAACAAGUAGUUAAACAACAAGUUAAUGAAAACAUCUCAUAAAAUGUACUAUGAAAUUAAUUCCCCUUAUAAUAUGUUAUAAGAUCUAGCAAUAUUCCAAUAACAUUAAAAAAAUAAUAGCUCACCUCCAAAACGAAUGUCCUGCUGUUCCUCCAAGGGACUUGGAAAACCAUCCAAAUGAUUCUGUGAACAUGGUCUACAAUCCAAACAGCUUGCACUGUCAUCUGCUUAGCUUCACAUAAGUUUUAGCCCUGCAACAUCUGGAGGGCCACAAUUCCCCAUCCCUGACCUGUGUCUUCAGGCUAUUCUCUCUCAAACUGUUCCUGCAUCUAGAGCUUUUGUGCAUCUCUGCACAGCUCCUAUUACAAGAUGGAGGUGGUAGUGUAGUGAAAUAGAUGGUCCAUGGGGUUCCUCUCGCUGCUUACUCUGGCUCUUUCUGUAAUGUCUGAGGCUGCUCAUAAAAUGAAAGGCAUUGUCACCUUCAUUGCUGUGCUUUAACAAAAAGUAAUCCAUUGCUCUUCAGGGCUUUGAAGGCAACCUCACUCCUCGCAAAGCCCUUGGUCCUAGAUACAGGUACCAGAACUUUUUGAGCUUUUUUAAGGGGAUAUCUCCCCUGAAAAAGCUUCUAUUCUUACGCCGCCACUACCCACAGCCUCUAUAAUGCCAUGCUGCCAUGCCAUCAGGCUGAAAUGCUAAAGAGGUGCUAGCACUCACCAAAGAGGUGCCAGAACCCAGUUCCAGUAAGUUCCGGCUGAAAAAAGCCCUGCCUAGAAUUAUAUGGGGGAAAGAACUAUACUGCCAUGUGAUUUGGGGAUGGAGGAGCUGGCUUAUGGGUGAGUGUUUAUUGAAAUCACAUUUCAACUCAGGAGUGUGAGAAGAUGCCCAUUAUUCCUCCUCCACACAGAGCUGAUUCACAGCCCCUAUUUUUACUCUCUUUUUUUCCUUCAUGGAGUUUAAAGGACAGAAUAUGCUUCCCACUUUUAUUAUUUUCACAACAAUCCCAUGAGAUCAGCGAAGGAUGGUUACUGCUCAUAAUUAUCCAGCAAACUUCAUGGCCAAACUUCCCCAGCUCAAGUUGAUAAUUUUAUCCACUCGUAGGGAAUUAACACAAUAGUCUAUAGAGUGUCUGUCUUGAUUCAUAUAAGCUGCAAGCAAGUUUGUCUGGAUGUGGAAACUGGCAUUCUCUGUGUUGACAUCCUUCCAAAGUCGCCUCUUUUCUUCUCUACUUCCCCUUAUGUAUCAGCAUUACUGGCCUACAGUGUAGUUAUAAACAGAGUUAGCCAGAUGUCUUAAUUGUGCUAUAAACCUCUUCUUUACUGCACUUUUGGAUUUCCUUCCUAGCCUUUCAAAAUCUAACUCACUCUGCAGAUCAUUCAAAGGAAAUAGGAGGUACCAUAGGAAGGGUGAUUAAAAAGGGUGAUUAAAGUUUUACUUGAACAUUUGAGUUUUUAUGAUGCAUUUCCCUAUUAUGUGUAACGUCUUAAAAAAGAUAUUCUCCUUAUAUUUUCAGGUGGCAUUAUUGGUGAAUCUUUUGUUUAUGACCUAGUGUGCAUCGUCCCAAUCGGCCAUGGCGUACAAUGCAGGCAUCGCUGGGGACCCUAACCAGUUAGCACAACGCAUCACUUCCAAUAUCCAGAAAAUCACACAAUGCAGUAAGUUCCUUAAAGCUAUUCCUAUUUACAAAUGUUCCUGUCCCUAUAUCUUUUAUUUUUGUCAUGACAGGUUUAGGAGCUUUGGGUGGAAUCCAGUGUUUUCCAAGCAGACUUCUGUUUCUCCCUCUCUUCCUCCUAGCCUCUGCCCAGAGGACCACCCAAUACUUCGGACCAGAUUUUGGGUGGAGGGGCGGUAGCAUGGAGGAGACAGAGAAAGUCUCAUAGUACAAGCAGUCAUCUGUUCCACUGGCAGAUAGGCACAGUAUAUUGCCCUUUAUUGACGAGAUCCUUAACAUCUCAAGGGUUUGUGCCAAUAUUAGUUUUAUGUCAGUUUUUAAAAUUCUGGACUUUGUUAGCAAAACCUUCAGCAGUUCUGCAACUAUACUUCAAUAUCUGGUUUCAGGACCUAGUCAUGAAUUACACACCUUAACUAUCUUAUCUGAAGUCUGUUGUACAUGUUCUGGGUGGUGAAGGAUUGAAUUCAGAAUGGCCCAGUACUAGGAAAAGGCAGCACAGAAUUGAAUGGUGUGGAAAGGUGUGUCUAAAAACAAUGUACCCAAAUGGUCUUCAAAAAUCCUCUGUAAAUAUUGCCUGCUAUGAGAGUACUUUGGUCAUAAGGCUAUGUUUUGAAGAAAAACUGUUAUUGCUGGUUUGCAUAAAUAUGUUGGUAAGAUUCCCCCCUCUGCCAUAUUAAACUGUUGUAGAAAAGAAGAAAUUGGAAGAGAGUACUGUGGCACCUUAAAAUACAUCUUAAUGUCACAUAGAUUUUCAUGGACUGAAGUCCACUGGGCCAGAUGAAUGUGGAGGAAAAUUCAUCCCUUUGAGAAUGGUGCUAGAGAUCAUGAGUGACGCACCAUUUGCAUGUACAUAUUGUACUUCUAUUAUUGUUGUUGUUGUUGUUGUUUGCUAAACAAGUUUAGUUUUGGGAUGAUCUUAUCAAUGCAUACCAACUGAUUAUUCUUCAGCUGUGAGCAGGUGUCUUGAAUCCUCAUUAAAUUCCAUACUGUAAUUAUUGUUGUGACCUUGUUAAAUAUAUGUGCAGCAAGCUCCAAUGAAGCAUGAUGAAGAGGGCACUUUCUGGUUGCCGUGCCCUUGCUUCUCCUUUAAACGAUUAGGAGCUGUAUCUGCUGACUUAUCUCUUCCUUCCUCCUCCCUUACUUUCAUCAGGCAUCCUUUGUACUGGGCCACUUAUAUUUACUCAUACCGCUGUAAAAGAUUCACAACGUCAUAAUCCUUGUGUGUCACAACACACAGCCUUCUGUAGAACUGUGUGUCGAGCCACACCUUCAGAAACAGUAGCUAGUAAAAGCCCUUCUAUAUGCGUUCAGAUGUUCUUCCAUCUGAAAAUCCUUUCGAUAAAAAGCUAGCAUGCUGGGGAAAAUGGUAGGCCUGAGGCUUUCUCCCUCACGUGCUAAUUUUGGAUAGGCAGAGUGUUAUUGAUGUGGGAAGCAUUCAGUCUUCGCCACUAAGUCAUGGUAAGAAAUCUAAUUCCAAAGAACAGUUUCAGACUCUUUCUGAAUGUGUGGAUUGCCUCCUUCCCUUUCUCAUAUGCCUUUUCCUCAGGGGUGGGGAACCAUUAUAUUUAUCAAGGGCUUAAUUAUUUAUUUGAUUGAUUGAUUGAUUGAUUGAUUGAUUUAUAUAUUGCCCUUCAUCAUAAGAUCUCAGGGCGGUUCACAGAAUAAAAUGCCAGAUAAAAACAUGAAUGUAAGGAAAACAAAACAGCAAAACAAUACCCCCCCUUAUACUUAUACUACUACUACUACUACUACUAAUAAUAAUAAUAAAUUAUUAUUUAUUAUUUAUACCCCGCCCCUCUGGCUGGGUUUCCCCAGCCACUCUGGGCAGCUCCCAACAGAAUAUUAUAAAUACAAUAAAACAUCAGUCAUUAAAAACUUCCCCGAACAGGGCUGCCUUCAGAUGUCUUCUAAAAGUCAGAUAGUUGUUUAUUUCCUUGACAUCUGAUGGGAGGGCGUUCCACAGGGUGGGUGCCACUACUGAGAAGGCCCUCUGCCCUUCUCACAGAGACAUUUAAAAGGCUGUAGAAUAUUAAUCAGCCCAAGGCCUGGUUCAAGGGCAACAUUUUUGCCUCUUCUGUAAUGAAGACGCCAGGCCAGUCUCUCAGGGGAAAGGCAUUCCACAAACAGGGAGCCACUACAGAGAACAUCCAUUCUCAGGAUCUCACAUGGAGGAGGCACAUGAAGAGAGGCCUCAGAGUUCAGGACGGUUUAUAUGGGGAGAGGCUAUAUUCUCUUGGGGGUAAUGUGCUACUGGAGGGGGGGUUGUAUUAUGGUGGGUGGGAUCACCUGCUUUUCUUUUCCUGGCUCUCAUUCUGCCACGCCACCUUCUCAGUGCUGCUGGGGAAGAGACAUGAAGACAGCUUGAGGGCAAUAGGUUUCCCCCUCAGGCUUUGCUUAAAUGACUGGUGGCUGCUGCUACAUUUGUGUUCUCUCUGGCACAUACAAGCUUCUUCUACCAGUUUGACUCAUCUUGCUUUAUGUGGCAAUGCCCAGCCCCUUGGGAGGUUCCCCACUUGUGUGUGAUGAAAUGCUGAAAGGGAAGGGAAACCACAUGGGAAAGAAAGACUCUUGUGCACUUAUGGUUGGGCUGGCAGGGCAGAUGCUGUAGAACUGGUAAAGAUGAAAAAGAGAAUUAAGCACUAAAAGAGCUAGGGGUGGGAGCAUGAUGCUGCUUGGAGCUGCUUCAGAACAUUGGCAAUUGAUGAAAUGUGCAUAUUACUUCAUUAUAAGAACUGAAACAGCCGGUUAGAGGGUGCCCCAAGUUUUAAACACUGAGAUGCUUAAUACUAAAAUAAAAUCUUGAAAUGGGAGGAGGCUUCAGAGGGGAGAUCCCUGAGUUGGAAAUGAAAGGGAGUGAAGAGCUUGUCAUCCAUUUCUUUCUCUGCAAAAUUGGUAGAAAGCAUGGAAAUUGCAAAGCUCGCAGUGGGAGUACUUCUCUCAAUAAUUUAUCUUUGGGGUUGUCUCAGUUCAUAGGUUCCUGUGCUGAACUAGAGACUGAAUUGCCAAAUAGUGCUUCUUCCUGAUUUCCUGCCCCUUUUCCGCUUCAGGACUCUGGUAUCGCCAAAGUCCUUGAAUUGAAAGACGGUGAAUGAAUGACUGCUAGAAAGUGGGAGGCUCCUUAAACUCUGUCAACAUCACAAUCUCUUUAACCUUGGUAGCCUAAUCUGUUAACUUCUGAAGCAUUUUGGUUGGAGCUAAAUUCACAUUGGAAUGCUGUGUGGGUCAAGGGAGGAGAAAAUAAAUUACUAGUACUAGGAAUUUUAAUCACUGCUCUAGCACCCAGACUAGAUUAUUACAAAGGUUUUACCUUAAUGACUAAACAAGACAAACAAGUUCUAAUGGUGUAACUUGUUUCUCUUUAAUUGGACAAUUGUUUUGUCAGGUGAUACGUCAGGCCUAUGCGAUGUGUAAGGAGUUCAUUAUAAUGCAAGUUUUAUUUUCAGGUAGCGAAUGCAAAGUUCUUGUGCUUUGGGCAUAUAAUUCAGUUCUUAUUUAAUGCAGUUCUUAUUGAAUGCAUUUUGUAUCAUUAACCAGAACUAGAACUGCUUAGCUUUUGCAAAUAGGCUGCAUGAUGUGCUAUGAGGCUAAACCCUGGAGUUUCUGGUUGUAAUUUAGCAUAAUAGACGCUCCAAAUUAUGAGGUAAAGGCCGACACUUUUUCUUUGAACCUGCUAUGUUGAUUGCAAAACUGGGGCGGUUAUCUUAUUUAAGGUGACUUUUGUGCAGUGAUUUGAAAGAAUAAUAAAGCACCUACAUUUGACUGUAGUCAAAAACUUCCUGUAUACCAUUUUUCUCCUCCCAUUCCACCUAAUGUAGGUUGAAUCGUACAAUAGAGCAGUGUCCUUCAAUCUCAGGUCCCCAGAUGUUGUUGGAUUGUGACUUCCAUCAUCCAUAACUAUUAGCUACUAAGGUGACUGGGGAUGAUGGGAGUUGUAGUCCAACAACAGUUGAAUUUAUUUAUAUACUGAAUCUAUUUAUUGAAUUUAUGUCUUGCCCUUCCUGUAGAAGAAGCCCACUCCCAAAGAAUGCUGCAAUAAAGGGCAAUUCCUUCUUUAGCUGAUUCCCGUUCACUUCACUGAAGAUUCUUCUCUGUGGAGCUUGAUUAAAUUGUAAAAAUAAAUCUGAAUUAUAGGACCAUUUUCAGCCAGAAAAUAAUACAUAAAUCUGGUAGAACAGGAAAACCCUCUAUGCAAGGAAGGGUUUGAUAACUAUCUCCUAUGUCCUAGGUGACUGACAGACAUAUAUGUGGGCAGCUGGGCUAGAGGGGGAAAAUGUGGGUUAGUAACUCAGAUAACUGAUGGAUAUCUGCUUGUCUAGAGGGCACUUUUGCCUCCACCCGCCCCAAGUUGGCUUCAGCACUCUGUGCUAAACUGGUAGGAGGAAAUACAGAAGGAAAGAAAAGAGAGCAGUUGGAAUGGAGGAGGAACAUGCUGAGAGAGGCUGUUGAUGACUGCUCUCCAUGGCUGAGAUCAACAGGGACAUAGUUGGGCCCUGUCAGAGAAAAAACAUGUGCUUGCUGUUUAGAAGAAGUCUAUGGUUUCAAAUUGAAACUAGAAGGCACAGCCCCACUUUUGCAAGCUGUUGACAUUUAGCGGAGGAGAAAGAGAAGGUCCAGAACCUGUUUGUACUAACAUAUAUAUUUAUUUUUAAUGAAAUGAGGUCAAGAGAAAGGAAAAUGCAAAACAAGUGCAUUGGUAAGCCCUGCCACAUGUGUGUAGUCAUAAAGGCCUGCUCUUUAUAGAGCACCGCUGAAAAACUUUAGCAACUUGUUGCACAAUGCAUCCUGCAGAGGGCAGUAUUGGGUAACUUUUCUAAGCUAAACUUUGCAAGAAUCCUAGGUGCUAAAAUUCAAGCAUAAAGAAAACGAUAAGAUGUAAGAACAUGAUAGCUCAUUGGCUUUAAAAUGAUCUUUCCAAUUAAACUUCGGUUGUCUAAAGUCUUAAUUAACUUGGUCUGCCCUAACUAAUUUUUAAGUUAUGUUGUUGCUGUUUGAUCAAUUUAGGACAUGAACAAAGAGAGUAUUGUAGCUAUGAAAAUAUCGUAGAAUUGUAGAGUUGGAAGGGACCCUGAGGAUCAUCUAGUCCAACCCCCUGCAAUGCAGGAAUAUGCAGCUGUCCCAAACGGGGAUGGAACCUGCAACCUUGGCAUUAUCAGCACCGUGCUCUAACCAACUGAGCUAUCCAGGCUGAUCAGAUGGAAUCUCUUCCUUUUGGAUUUACCUAGUAUUUGAUUAUGAAAAUGACUUGGUAUUCCGUUUCAGUCCAUGAACUUGGUGUUUUGCGUUAACAUGGUAGCGACCCUCUAGCAUAGAUGUGCAAGGGGUUACAUAGGCAAGAGUUGAUAGGAUCAUCUGCUCUAUGUGGCAUUCAGGGCACUCACUCUGCAUCCUGUGUGCUAAAUGCAAGGGGUUCCCUGUAAGCCUUUAGCGCCUACAAUAUACAGUGGUACCUCUGGUUAAGUACUUAAUUCAUUCCAGAGCCGUUCUUAACCUGAAACUGUUCUUAACCUGAAGCACCACUUUAGCUAAUGGGGCUCCUGCUGCUGCCGUGCUGCCGGAGCAUGAUUUCUGUUCUCAUCCUGAAGCAAAGUUCUUAAUCUGAAGCACUAUUUCUGGGUUAGCGGAGUCUGUAACCUGAAGCGUAUGUAACCUGAGGUACCACUGUAGAAGAUCCACAGCGACAAACACUUUCCUGUUAGUGAAUUAGGAUGCUUAUGUCAGUUCAAGAUGGCCAGCAGGUGGCAUUUAUUCGUAACAUGUGCAGGUGAGCUGUAUCCCUAUUCUAACCACAUUUCUUUGUAACUAGGAUUCAUUCUGCACAUCUCAAAGGGCUUUGCACUUGUGCCUUGUGGAACAGUAAAUGGCUCCUAAAAGUCAGCGACUUUAUGAAUGGAUAUCAUGGCCACUGAGUGCGUGAUUUCCUCAGCCUGACUUCCAACUUGCUGUACUAAUAAUGGCUGAGACAUGGGAAAUGUAGGUUCAAAUCCUGCUCAACUGUUCGUAUGCUGUAUGGUUGAAUGAGGGUAGUAAGAUAGUACUGUUCUCAACUUUGGCUCCACAUACUGAAUGAGUGUGUGGCUCACAACCCAUGGGCUCCACCCCUGACACCUGUAUGUCUGGAACAUAGGGGGUUGCUUUGUCGAAAGUCAGACCAUUUGUCCAUCUAGUCAUAUUGUUGAUAUGACUGGCAAUGACUCUCCAGGGUUUUAGGAAGAGGACUGGAAAGACUUGGGGUUUUUUGGGGGGGGAAUCCAAAGGGCACCCAGGAUAUUACAGGGCCCACUAGCUUAUCUUCCCCUCUGAGUGAAUUGAUUUGAAGCAUUCUUUCAAAGAUAACAUUUAUCAAGCAUAUAGGUGGACAAGAAUUAACAUAGUAUCUGCAGAGGCAACUUCUGUCUCAGUAGCCUCUAGGAGCUAUUUGCCUCCACAAGCAAGUAGAUGGGGAUGAUCAGGUAGUCACUAGUUAAUAUUGAUAAGCUUAGAAAUCGCAGGCUAAGAGGAGAAAUAACCUUAUGAAUCAGUAACUAGCUAAAGAACAGCCAGCAGAGAGUAGGAAUAAGCAAAUGUAAGAAGUGGGCUGCUUCCAAGGAUUUAUAUUGGUUGCCAGGGCUUUUAAUUCAUUGGUAAAUAAUCUGAAAUUAGGGGUGAGCAGCGAGGUAACCAAGUUUACUGAUGACACCAAUUUAUUUAAGGUGGUAAAAUAAAAUAAAACAGUGAUAUUGAAGAGCUCCAAAGAAAGAUCUCUCCAAAUUGGGGAAUCAACAUUAAAAUGGCAAAUGCAGCAAGUAUAAAGAGAUGUGCAUUGGGGCAAAAAUAAUAAUAAUCUCAACUUCAAAUAUAUGCUGAUGGAGUCUGAGCUGGUGGUUACUGACCAAGAAAGGGAUCAGGAAAGGGAUUGUGAUUGUGGAGGAUGGUUCAGUGAAGAAGGUGAAUUCCGUUUGGGGAAAUCAUUAGGAAGGGAAUUGAAAAUGAAGCAGCCAAUAUAAUAUUGCUUUUUAUGCACAUGAUGCAGCUACACUUGAAAUAGUUUUGGUCACCACACCUAAAGGAUAUUGUAGAGCUGGAAAAGCUGCAGAAAAGGGCAAGCAAAAUGACCAAGGGGUGUAGUUAAAUUAUGGAAUUCACUGCUACAAGAUGUGAAGAUGAUUCCCAACUUGAAUGACUUUUAAAAAGGGAUUAGACAAAUUCACGUGGGAUUUUAUCAAUGCAUGUAGUCAUGGUGACAAUAUAUUAACUCCAAUGGGAUGCGGGUGGUGCUGUGGUCUAAACCACUGAGCCUCUUGGGCUUGCUGAUCAGAAGGUUGGUGAUUUGCAUCCCCACGACGGGGUGAGCUUCUGUUGCUCUGUCCCAGCUCCUGCCAACCUAGCUGUAUGAAAGCAUACCAGUGCAAGUAGAUAAAUGGUACCACUGCGGCGGAAAUGUAAAUGGUGUUUCAGUGCGCUCUGGUUUCCAUCAUGGUGUUCCGUUCCGCCAGAAGUGGUUUAGCCAUGCUGGCCACAUGACCUGGUAAGCUGUCUGUGGACAAACACUGGCUCUCUCGGCCUGAAAGUAAGAUGAGCACUGCAACCCCUUAGUCGCCUUUGACUGGACUUAACUGUCCAGGGGUCCUUUACCUUUACCUAUAUGACCUCCAGUAUUGAAUGCAAUAUGCUUCUGAAUACAAGUUGCUGGAAAUCACACAUUGAGAGAGUUCUCUUGCACAUAUAUCCUGCUUUUAGGGUUCCCAUAGGCAUUUUGUUGUGGAAGAGCAUGUUGGACUAGACAGGACGGACAAAAGGUGCGUUGGGGCUCUUGAAAUGUUUUAAGUUUAAAAACAUGAUUUGAAAGGCUUUCGUUUUCAGCAGUUCAGCUGUAACAUGAUCUUUUUUGUGUACGUGUAUGUAUAGCUUUGCUUUUGAAAACUUCGCUGAAUUUGACCUACCACAGCUCUGUCAACUGGUAUAUGUUUCUGAAUUGUCAAUUAGAGAUGCAUGAAAUUGUGGUGGAAAUGUAUCAUUUACAAAAACCCUCUUCCUCUUUUUGCAAACAGCUGCAGAAAUACAAAGAGUACUGAAUCAACUUGGAACGCCACAAGACACGCAUGAAUUGCGGCAACAGCUGUAAGCGCUUCAUGAGAUGACCUUCAUUUAACUGCAUUGUAGAUAGCCUCUCAAUAUGUGUUCCUGUCUUACCCAAGUGCUCUGCGUCUUUGAAACAUUUGAGAACAGAAAAGGAGUGUGGGGAUAAACCAACAUCUUAUCUGUAUGUUGACUUGUUAAUCCUCCAAGUUGCAUUGUUGGCACUAUUAAGCACCCAGAUGGUGUUGGAAGCAAGAAUGUACAGAGCCAACAAAGCCCACUGAGGUUCUUUUAAAAGUUCAAACCACUUUCAUGUUUGCUACUUCCGGCAUUUUGGAAAUAACUCUUAGGCUUUUGACAACGGUUUCAGCAAGUUAGGUUUUGUUAAGUGAUGCAAAAGUACAGUAUAGUAUAGCAUGAAAUCAAAAGAAGGAAUGUAUUCCAAAAUAACUGCGAAGGAGAGAGAGAAAGAAAGAAAGAAAGAAAGAAAGAAAGAAAGAAAGAAAGAAAGAAAGAAAUUAGGAAUGCAUUGUUUCUACAGUGUGAUGUUGGCAAGUGUCACUCAUGCACCAGAAGGUUAUGUAGAUUAUCAAAUGUAAUAUUUAGAUUAGCCUGAAGCCAUAUGAUUAUAGAUGUAUACAGUCCUGUGCCUACAGGUUUUUAUUGGUGGUUUCUACAGAUCUUAGUUGUUAAUAUCGUUUGUGCCCCUGCUCAUUAGUGAGAAAAUUGCUGCAAAUAAUAAUAGAAUCUCCUGAAAGAGGGGUGUUGGGCAUAUACAUGGACACUAAAAGAGCUAGCUUUGCAGUUAAUAUCACUGGGCACGCUACCUUACGCCUACCAACUUCCACUUGGGCCUGAUUGCCAGUACUUUGUCCAGAUUUAACUGGUAGAUCAGGGUGCCUUGUGUUUUUUAAAACAAGAAGAGUUUACUGCAACUUGUUCUCUAGCUGGCCUUUUUCUUCAAUCGACACAGGAGCUGUUGAUUAAGGAAUGCUUACAGUAAUCAAGUACAUCAUGUUGCUACUCAAAUCAUGGUUCUACAUUAGAAUAUGUUCUUUUCCUUAGAAUUAACUUGUGAUCAUAAUUCCGGGGGGGGGGGGGAGAAUUUUACUCUUAUCCUUUUCCAAAAAAGAAUAUGUAAGCCUCCCCCUGAACAUGGUGUUAGUCAUAAUUUAAAAUGUUUUCUCUCUUUCCCCUUCCCAUAUUAACUAUUUACAUUUUAAAAUACCGAAUCUACUUUUCAUGGCCCAUCUAUCAACCUGUCAGACAAUGCAAUCUUUAUCAUUUAAGUACUCAUUUAAAAAAAAGAAAAAAGAUUUAAAGCAAAGUUUGGUCCACUACUUCUCAAUUCUUCAUUCUUGGUUUCUACAGAAGUGGAACCAGCAGUUAUUUUGCAAAUAUUAAAUAAUAUAUGUGCCUUUCCUGAAGGUUUAUUUCUAAAGAUAUUCAGCAAUGGAGUAAAAACGUUGGUUAAGUAAUCCAGUCACUCAGCUAUAACUUUCUAUUUUAGGCAGCAGAAGCAGCAGUAUACAAACCAACUUGCCAAAGAGACAGACAAAUACAUUAAGGAGUUUGGAUCUCUGCCUUCAAUAAGCGAGCAGGUAUCAAAAUGUUUUUUUAUUUUUUUAAAAGAACCCCUAAAACUGCCUUUUUCAUUUCUGCCAUGUGUGUUUGAAAACAUUUUACUCCUGAGGCAUAUCAAGCAAAAUACAUUAAUGGAUCUUGGUUUGUAGUAUAAUUAAGAGGCCAAGUAUUUUUUGAACUACUAGGAUUAUAGGAUUUACUUUGGUACAGGCACUUGGAUUAUGAUCAUUUUAAUCAUUUUGACUGCAAUCCUGUGCACAGUUAGGCUGCUUAAAUCCUAUUGACUUUACUGGGGUUUAAGCAGUCUAAAUAUGUGCAGAACUUGGACAUUUUUGUCUUAACUGUGAGUGUGCUUGUAUGGUAUUAUAUGGGGAAAUGAAAUUAACAUUCAUUUCAGGGCAAUUGUCUUUCAUUCUUAUGAACAGCCAUUCUGACAAAUAGCUUAUUAUUUUCUCAUUAUUCCAUCAAAAAGAGUACAGGUCUGCCUGUGUUUGGCUUUGAGGAAGGAAUAAAAGCAGAGGAAAUCCAGCACUACUUCAUUGGUGGGGAACCUGUAGCCCUCCAGAUAUUGUUGGAAUACCACGGACAUUAUCCCUGAAUGUUGGCCAUGCUGGCUGAGGCUGUUGGGAAUUGGAGUCCAACAAUAUCCAGAGAGCUGCAGGUUCCCACUUGCUCAAAAUAUGUGCAAUUAUAUAGCGUUCUCCUUCAGCUUCUUCUAUAUCGUGUUAAAAAUUGAGGCGUCGUCAUGUUAACUCCGGGGGAAAUUAUUUUGCCAGUCAUCUCACCAUUGUCAUACUGGUGGCAUUUUUAUGUUACAGGACACACAGCACAAAAUUUCUCUCAUAGAGUAGUGCUUAGGUGGGGCACCGCUGGUUUAAAUGACUGCCUCUCUUGCCUCUUUGUCAGAAGCUAGAACCCAGCAUGGACUAGGGGAUAGCUAUGGGGUGCCAAUUUUGAACUGUUGCUUAGCGAUGAAGCCCUUUACACUAUCGUUAAUGCAUAUUAAUUGCAGAUCUUUACUGUGGGUCCCAUUCGGGGAAGGGGUGUACAUGUGAUCCUGCUAUGGCAUGGCGCUACUUACAAUUGCUGUACUUGUCCACCUAUCUGUGCAAGUGCUGGACUUUCACUGCGAUCCAUUCCAAAGCCUUGAUGUGCAAGGCUUUGGCGUCAUAAAAAGCACCAUUCAGUGGCCAGAGGCUUUGCAAUAAUAAAAUGCCCUUCCACAACUUAGAUAAAUGUGUGUUCAUCACACUGUAUAGUUGAAAAGAGAGCGGGGAUGCAUUGAUGUAUAGAAUACUUUUGUCCAUAUUGCCCCUGACCUUACUUGUCUGCCUUAAUGAAAUGUGCAGUCAUAUAUGCUGCUUCUGUUCAGCAGCUUGUAGAAGACUCCUGCACUGAAUAAUAAACAAGAUGACCAACUCUGGGCCAGUUAAAUAACAACUGUACAUUAAAUUUAUCUCAUUUUAUCACGUAUGUAAUAUAUAUUACAUUUUGCCCCUUAGCGUCAGAGAAAAAUACAGAAGGACCGACUUGUCAAUGAGUUCACUACAGCACUGACGAAUUUCCAGAGGGUCCAAAGACAAGCUGCUGAGAAAGAGAGAGAAUUUGUAGCCAGAGUGCGAGCCAGCUCUAGGGUAUCAGUAAGUAUAUAGCAAUGUAUGUGUGAUGUUUCCAUUUACAGUUGUACCUUGGAAGCCGAACACCUUGGCUCCUGAACAAAUCGGCUCCUGAACGAUCAAAACCCGGAAGUUAGUGUUCUGGUUUUUGAACAAUUUUCAGAAGCCAAACGUCCGGUGCAGCUUCCGCAGCUUCUGAUUGGCUGCAAGAUGCUCCUGCAGCCAAUCAGAAGCCACACUUGGGUUUUUGAACGGUUCUGGGAGUCGAACGGACUCCCGGAACACAUUCUGUUCAAAAACCAAGGUACCUCUGUUUAAAUCUGUUUCAGUGUUUUAACUUUUGCAUGUUUUAAAGUAGGUUUGUAAAUCUUUAUUGGUUACACUGUUUUACCUUUUAUAAACCGCUUUGAGGGUUUUCUUUACAAUCACGUGGUACAUAAAUUUUAAAAAAAACAAAAUAAACAAAUUACAUAGAAUAAUGGAGGAAUCAGGGUAGAAUUCAUCAUUUAUCUACUCUAAUACUACUUUAGCAGUUAUCUCCAUAUUAGGAUGCAUAGUGAAAUGUGUGUUUCACAUGCAAUCAGUUGCUAAGCUCCAUUUGUGAAUGAAUGACAAGCUCUUGAAUUUCACCUGCAACAAAAAGUUGUGGCUUUUUAAAUUGUUAUUAUUAAAGCACCAGAUAAUCUCCUAGGGCUGCAAGCAAGGGUGGAGCUUUUUGGUCGGGGUGGAAUAGAACACGGGAAGCUUUCAUGUGGUCAGAGUUGGGUUUGAAUACAAUAGCAUGCAGGACCCAGAAGACCCUGUCAGCAUGCCUGAUUUUGUCAGCAUGUGGCUUUGCGGGCAAUUGCCUGGGGAACAUGGUGUGGUUUCUCAUGUUUGUUGAUCUGAAGCUGAGUGAUAUUUACGUGAGUAGGAAUUACCAUGUGAUACUCCAUAUAAUUGCAAACAGGUCUCAGCUAGUAGCAUCUACGGCAGUAGAAACUAGCAUAAAGGUGAAAUAAGCUUUUGCAAGAAUUGACACCCGAGGCUGGAUCUAGAAGCGUUUCAGUUUAAAGCAUUGUAAGUUUAAACAGGGAAAACAGGUAGAGAAAAACGGGACUUCACGUUGCCAUCUGGUGGCACAGUGUUAGAUCACACAUACAACACAUAUAAAUCACUUUUUCUUUACCUGUCUAGCUGAGUCCUAAGAUCAGUGCUUUUUUCGGGGGGGGGGGGGACAGACGCAGGGGUGUGCAUACCCCUAAACAUUUUGUGAAUCUAAGUUUGGCCUUAUUGAGGGGCAGCAUUUCAAUAUGAGUAGGAAAAUGAGAGUACCCCUAAACAUUAUUUUUUAAAGAAAAAAAAGCACUGCCUAAGAGAAUAUAAAUUCAUCCAUCUUAUUCUAUCAUGGCUGCUCUACUUUGUGCAUUAAAUAUUCCAUAACUGUUGGGUAUGGUAGGUAUGCAGAUCUAGCAGGGCCCAGACUACCCUAAUGUGAGCAAGAAGUUAAGGUGGUUGUAAGAAGUGUUAUGACACUGAAGUGGUCUUGCUUCUUUUCUGUUUUUACUUAUUUUUUUUUUGUGGGGAGAGACGUUGACUUGGAUCCUAAGAUGAGCUAAGUUAAAGAAGUUCACAGAAGGACGUCAUUUUUUCCCCUAGUGUAGAAACUUACACCUGCAAUUGCAUUACUUUUCCCCCUUCAGGGAGUGCUAAGGAUAUAACACAAAUUAAAUUGGGCUGAUCCAACUUUUCCUUUUUCCUUAUACCUUCUUUUUUGUGGAUGUGUCAUAUUGAAGCAGAUGUAAUUCCAUGCCUCAGAAUAAGUUGUUUUUCCAUCUCUUAACUUUGCAGGGUGGUGCCCCAGAGGAAAGCUACAAAGAAGGAACACUUGUGUCCUGGGACAGGUAGGAAGUGCUGUAAAACCUGACAUUGUUUCAUUUAUUGAAUUAAGUAAACUAAGUAAAAAAACUUUGCGCACACAUAAUAUUGCUAUAAAUUCUAAAAUCACUUACAAGUAGGCAAUAAAACCUGUUGAAGUUUUUUUUUAUGAGGUGUCAUAAAUGUGGUGCUUUCAUUGCCAAAGUGAGAUGUGAUCUUAAUCCUGCAUUGUUCUGUUAGAAAAACUUAACAGUUUUUAUAUGUAUUUUCUCUUAAGAGCUUCCAUUAAUGACUUUCACUCGGUGGGUACUGUGUGUGGUAUUCAAAUAGGUCCCAAAAUUUGGUUGCCAGUGGCAGCUAGCAAUCAACGUUCCUGUGUAAAGUAUAUUAAUUAAUAAUCUGCUUGGAUAUCCUGUGUGCUUUAACUUAUAGCCAGCCUCAGACCCAAAUACUAGAAGAAGAAAUCACAGAAGAUGACCUUCGUCUUAUUGAGGAGAGAGAGUCUGCCAUCAGGCAGCUUGAGGUGAGCAGAGGGCAAAGUUUAGAAAUGCACUCAGAUCAAGAGCGGAAUUUUCUUUCCUUAAUUUGACAGUCUAUUUUUAAAAAAAACUUCUCUUGUGGUAUUGGUUCUCCCUACCCCAGUAUUUGUUGCCCUUAAGUCUUGUGCUUCCAUGUCAUUGAUUGAAUGUCAGUUUCUAAAACCAAAGAAAAGGUCUUAUCCUGCAACACCUAGUGAACCAUGCUCACCAAAGUACAUCUAUAUUUCAGAAUUUUAAUUCCUAAACCAUAAAUGGAGUGAAACAGUGUCUAAGUAAAGAUAACGAAUUUUUUUGCUCAAUGGCACAGUCUAGGUCCACUUGAUCCUAUUGAUUUCACUGGAGGAAUUACACCUCUGAUUUAUCUAGCUAAAACAGGGAGACUAGAUUGUACCUUUAAAAAGACAUGGGUUGCACAGAGUUGAACACUUUGGUGUCUCGUUAACACAAAGAUAUCUGGACUGGAACUGAUUGUGGUUAUACCCUAAUUAAUUAGCUAAAACAUUCCAUAUGCAAACACAUGACAUCCAAUUUGUUUUCCAGAUAUGUUAAAGGUAGCAUGGUGAAUUUGUGUGUGCUGCUUGCUGUUUUGUGGUUUCGUAGUCCAACCAUCUCUUUCCCCCGACCAUUUGUCCUGUCACUUUUUCCAUUUUUUUCUACACGCUGCUGGGAGUGAAUUUCUGCAGUUGUGCUAAGUGUUAUUGGAGAUGUAUAAACAUGAACAUCUUCUGUGUUUACAGGCAGACAUUUUGGAUAUUAAUGAAAUAUUUAAAGAUCUGGGGAUGAUGAUUCAUGAACAAGGAGAUGUGAUAGGUAAGCAUAACAUUUGGGCACAGUAGCUGGAUUCAGUUGGCGUCUAGAAAUCUCCCAGUAAUUUGAUAAAAGCUAGAGUUAGCUGUUUCCCAAUCAUCUGGUUAGGCAAAAUUUGGCUUGUGAAGAAUCUAAAUAUGCCCAUGCGCCUUCUGGAUUUUAUUAACUGACGUGUAGCUGCCUUAUAUUUCAGGCUAAAAGAGAUACAAUAUGAAAUGUGCUCAAGGGGCUGUUCUGUUUUGUUGUGGGGAAAGUGUACUUCAGCUUGGUUUCUUGUAUUACAACUUACAUGGUUCUUGACAGCUUUUCAGAUUUCAAAGGAGCUGUGCCCUCCUAGGAUUAAAUUCAGAGCAUGUUCAGAAUGAAGAGUUGACAGAAAAAGCAUUAUGCAUAAGAAAAAUCUAUGUUUUAAGUAUACAUUUUAUAGACCUAUACAUUAAGCUCAGGAAGGAGCUGGACUUUUAAACAGAUUUUGUUUAAAAAAAGAAAAACUGUGCCUGCAUACAGAGUGGGUGAGCAAUGCCACCACAGUGGCCUUAGUUGCAGUCAUUUUUGUCCAGGAUGCAGUCUGUUUCCACAAGUUGGUUAUGAUCAUACCUUGGGGAAAUAGCUUACGUUUUCCUUCUCUGCAUGUGUAACCGAAGCCUAUUAGUUGGGGUGAAAAAUCCUAAGCACAUUUAGUAGGAGUGGAAUCACACCUUAAAAAAAAAAGUAGGAGGACAGUGGAGGGCUGCCAUUAAAAAUGAUGAUCCUGUAUUGAGUCCCACCCCCUGCCACUACUUAAAGUUACCCACUGUAUGUGUAGUUCAACUUGUCUCAUGUCCCAGUAUCAGUACAAUAUGUAUGUCCCUGCCAAUGGCUCAUCUUUGACUACUGCCAGCAGGAGCAAAUAAUGCACAUUGUAAUGAUCUCAGGUGGAGGCUCAGGCAAUUCCGUACUCCCGUGUUGGAAGCAAGUGCAAGGUUGCAGGGGUGCGAUGUCAAUGGGUUGGUAUUGUCGGGAGGGUGUAUGUGUUAAGCUGAAUGAGCCACCAUCCGCCCCGUGUCCUUUUUUACCUGUAGUUUUUUCCUGGUUUGUUUCAGCUGAACGUUCUUGCAAAUAAGUGUGCUUAGGAUUGCCCCCUCUUUCCUGUGUCAUAGUCAAGUAACAGGACUAAAGAUGUAAGGUUCCAGAGCAAUCUCUGUUACUGAGAAUUUCACUCUGCCUUCAGAUUAAAGUCUCUGUGUUUUAUUUUUCUCCUCAAAGACAGCAUAGAAGCCAAUGUAGAAACAGCUGAAGUCCAUGUCCAGCAAGCAAAUCAGCAGUUGUCCCGAGCAGCAGACUACCAGGUAAAUAUGAGCAGAAGCAACUAGAUUAUGUUGGGAAUUUUCCAUCCUUUGAUUAAAAAAUUGAAGCUUAAUUCUCAGACUUACUAAGAGGCUAGCAAUGUGAGGUACAGGUGACUCACUCUCCUCUAGGCCAUAUUUUUAAUGAUCGUUUUUAAUGCUCUGCUUUUCCAACAAAAAAUCAGAGCAGUUUACAAUCGUAUUAAAAAAAACACAUACUAAACAUUCCAUUUGUAAUAAGGGAGGCAGGAUGAGUUAAAGCACAAAUAUACACCACUCAAAAUCAUGCAUGGACAGGAAUAUCUUUGUACGGUUCCUGAAUGCUGACCUAGAAGGCAACAAGCAGACCUCUUGGUUCCACAGGAUGGGUUGCGGAUGUGUGGUGCUGAAACAGAAAAGGACCCAUCUUUCAACCUCCAAGGCACAUUGCUCCAUCGUCUUCAAAGACAGAUGGGUGCCGGCAACAAUUUAAUCACCAGCUGCCUUAUCUGAAAAAAGUGGAGGGAUCCAGAGAAGGACUUCCAGUGCAGAUAUGACGAGGGAAUUAUAUGAGAAGGUGGUCCUUCAGAUGCUUUGAGGCAUGGCCAUCUUGGGUUUUAAAUCAAAACCAUCACUUUGAAUUACACUCACACACCAGAAGCCUUGCCGGCUCCUUUUGGACAGGCAGAAAGCCUUUGAAGGCAGCUCCAUGUAGAGUGCACUACAUUAAACCAUGCCAUGACCAGAAGAUGGAUAACUGUAGCAAGCAGUUUGUUGCAACUUUUCAUGGAUAGCUAAGUUGGGGAAAUGCAGUUUGAUCCACAGGUGCCACUUGGGCCUUCGAGGAUAAGGCCCAAUCUAAAAGCAGUCUCAAGCAGCAAGCCUGAUAAUGUAGUACAGUAUUGGGGAACAUUUCUCAGGCUGAGGACUGCAUUCCAUCAUGGUCAAAGUUCAGGGGAUGCAGCAAAAGCAAAAAGUGGGUGGGAAUAGAGACCAAAGUGGCUAGAGCAACAAAUGCGACUUUUACCUUUGUACAUUCCAUCAUGGUUAAAGUUCAGGGGAUGCAGCAAAAGCAAAAAGUGGGUGGGAACAGAGACCAAAGUGGCUAGAGCAACAAAUGCGACUUUUACCUUUGUACAGUAAGAGUCGUGUGUUGCAAUCGUAAGAAGGUCAAGAGAUCUCUACACACACAAAACCAUCCUCUCUCCAGGCAAGCAAGAACUAUGAUCCCAGUUCAAGGAUACAUUUCAGCCAUGCAAAAGCCCUUAAGGAAGGGGAAGCCCAGGACUGCUGACCUGAGGACAGCCCUGAGGCACAGAUUGAAAACAUUUAUUAACCGUAAUGACCAUGAACCUAUUUAAUACACUGCACUGAAAUGGAAAGCAAGUGGCUUUGAAGAGGUGUGCUCUCAUUUUUAUUAGACAGACUGUCCCAUCACAUGUAUAGUAUUUAUAAAAACUAACUUUAGCACAGUUGUGAAUGUUACACUCAUCAAACCUACUUAGUUCUGAUUCCCCAGUAGUAAGAUUAUUCUUUUUAUGAGCAGAAUAAGUCAUGUGUAAUCUAAAAAGUUGUUGAGAGAUUUAAGUACCACAAAUUUUAAUAAGUUUCCCUAUGAGUUGGGGUAUUUCAGGUUUUAAAAGCAAACUAUUCAGUGCCUAUAACUUAGUCUUUUCUGUAAAUCUAAACAGUGACUAAGGCUGCAAUUCUAACCCAAUUUGCCUAACAGUAAAUUGCAUUGAAUUCUGUAGGACUUAUUUCUGAGUAGACACGGUUAGGAUUGCAUGGUUGCUAUCUCGAAAUCGCCAGAGACCUCUAACUUGCAAGUUCUCAAUUUGCACUCUGUCUCUCAACGAAACAUGUGAACUAUCUCAGUUUUGGGUUCUGUAGAGUUUUGUUAAUGUUGAGUUUUCUAUGUGGAGGGAAUUUGCUUCAAAUGGAAGAGCAAUAUUCAAACCAUGGGUAUCCCCACCUGAAGUCUGAAAGGUUUAAACACAAUUUUCCAUGCCACUGGUGAGAACUGGAUGGUAGAUCAUCUGACGAUGGAACACUUUGAACCGUUCAGUUCAGGAAUUUCUAUGCUGACAAUCUCCUCUUUUGCUUCUCCACAGCGCAAGUCCCGCAAGAAAUUGUGUAUCCUCAUUCUUGUGCUUGUUGCAGGAGCAACUAUCCUUGGCCUCAUCAUCUGGGGAGCAACAAAAUCAUGAUGUGCUAAAUUACGUAGUAGAGUUUCCAGUCAUGUCUCAUUGUGAAGCUGUUCAGUAAAUGAUGUGCCCAUCUUUAUCACUUCUGCUUUGUCACAAGAUGCAUUUUUAAUCCAUGAGUGCUUCCCCCUCAGCUUGUGUAGUACGAUUAAUUUGAAUUCAUCGCGGCAAUGUAACUUGCCAAUACUCGAUCAAGGUAUAGGCAACUUCUUAUAUGGUGCUUACUACUCUUCUCUUUACCUCCAGGUGUGGAUCUGUUGAUCAAGUAGGCCAGGCUUUCUCUCUCUCUCUCUCUCUCUCUCUCUCUCUCUCUCUCUCUCUCACACACACACACACACACACACAGAGAGAGAGAGAGAGAGAGAGUUGUCUUGCAAGGUCAUUCAGCUGAACCCUUUAGAGGCAUCAUAGAGGGGCUUGUGAGCAGGAUGCAAAUUGUCAAACACACUGUUUGAUAUGUCAGUUUAACCCCCAACUUUAUAGGGCCAAGUUAAUUUAUUGCAACAAUUAAUUCAUCAAUCACUUUCAAUGACUGUUACUAUUAAUCUGUAUCUCUGGACUAAGUGAAACAUUUCUCAUUUCUGAGAUCUCUCUCUCUCUCUCUCUCUCUCUCUCUCUCUCUCACACACACACACACACACACACACACACACAAACAUGGUCCCAAGGAUUUCUUUCCAUAAACUAGUGGAAAUCUCUGUCCACUGACUGACUCUCUGCACAGUUCAAAUCUAAUAACUGGGUUACUGGAGGUUGGAGCCUUGCUUCUGUUGUUAUCUUUCUGACUUAAUCUUUCUGAAACUUUUUUGGAUUAAAUGUGCAGUUUCUGUUUUACAAAAGAACGGUAUCUUUCUCUUCAUAUUUUGAUAUUAAAAACCUGAUACUGGGUAUCAGCAAACUUGGCAAAGGCUAAUCUAGCAAAAAGGGUUUGAUAAUGAUAGGCUGUGUGUUUGUACUUAUCUUUAAAAGAUAAGUCUUUGGAAUACAUUUAAAAAUUAGCUAAGAUUUGCACCUUAAUUUAUGUACUUGUUAGGUAUUUGAAGUUUAAAGUAUACGGGCGAAAUUAAUAUGUAUAGUGGCUUAGCUUCAAACUUGGCUCUCUGAUUUGAAUCUCCAAUAAUGUACACAUUCCUAACUAGAAAACUGUUUUUAGUUGGUUUGUGACUCAAGGCAACACAGCUGGAUUGGGGCAGUGGGGGAUUCACAAUCAUGGAUUUGUAUACUUGUGAACAUCUGGACAAGAUCCCCCACAGGACCAAAGCAGCUGAGAAGAAGGAAGCCAUUUGGAUUGGGAAUACAGCAUGGGGACAGGAUCAACCAUGUCCCAUUUCAUGGCCCCAAUCUGAAGGGAAAAGGGUUUGCCUCUGCAUUUACCCUUUAAAAACAACAUCAGGUGAUCUGGUGAUGGAUAACCUCACUAUCUUUACUACUUUGGUCUUCAUAUUCCUCUAUAUGAUGGUGACUAGUGAAAAUUCUGAGUUGUGUACUGCUUGAAUUCAAGGCUCUCAGGCCAACAUAAACAUCAAACCUGGUGUUUCUGUUUUUAACAAAGUGAUUGAUCCCUCAUUGUAUUAGUAAGUACUAGGAGUCCAGAACAGAGUUUGGAAAGUUUUGACUUCCAGAUGAUUAAGCGGAAUUUAAUUCUCUCAAGUCCUGAGGUUUUUUUUAUUAAAAAAACAACAACUUGAUUAUUAUUAUUUUUGGUUCCAUUUUGUAGUAACAUAUAUUGGAAAAGUUAUUCAUUGUUAUCUGCGAACUAAUCAGGUUAUUUUUUAAUAUAUUAUUGAAGUAAUUAAAAUGUAUUGCACAAAUAUUAUCUCUAGCUUAUACAUCUUUUGUAUGCAGUUUGAUAGAGAAGCAAUGUUUACAUGAGAAGCUCUGAGACUUGUGAUUUGGGGAAAACUGAAAGUAUCUACAAUCUAAAUUUGGAUUGCACCAUCUAAAUAAAGGCAAUUUUGAAAGUGAAUGCUUUGCAGGUUGUCCUUUGCCAUUUAGGUAAAGGUAAAAGGUAAAGGACCCCUGGAUGGUUAAGUCCAAUCAGAG
Podarcis lilfordi (Lilford's wall lizard) is the source of this 28324-nucleotide messenger RNA. Lineage: Eukaryota; Metazoa; Chordata; Lepidosauria; Squamata; Lacertidae. The record is from the annotation of a GenBank genome assembly.